Molecule: messenger RNA, 3062 nt
Organism: Theobroma cacao (cacao)
Lineage: Eukaryota; Viridiplantae; Streptophyta; Magnoliopsida; Malvales; Malvaceae
Product: Core-2/I-branching beta-1,6-N-acetylglucosaminyltransferase family protein
Cellular component (GO): membrane
Molecular function (GO): glycosyltransferase activity
Source: RefSeq, a predicted model, not a curated record
UUCUAACUGUUAAUGGAUUUAGUUGGGCUUCUAAAGCGUACUAGUCAGUCAAAUUGGUAUUGUCUCCGAAAGGGUUUAGAAGAUCAGUGUAUGGGUGGUUAUGUGCUUUCUAGCAGGCAGCACCAUUAAGGUCACUGUAGAAAGUCUUCAAUUUCAGAUAUUUCCUUUUUGAUCAUCAGGGAUGAUAAUCCUCAAUCAAUAUUUAAUAUUAGAGGGAUGAUGGGAUAUAAGCAUAGAUGAUGGAUUUGAAUGCAAGCAUGCUGGCACUUGAGUAGUAAGAAAAGGACUUGGUAGAACCCAAAAGAAGGUCAUUCUUUCUCCAUCUUCUGGUUUAUGCUGGGUUGGGUCUAACUCUCUGUAGUGGACAUUCCCUCUUCUGGUUCCUUUGGAUAAAGUAAAGCAACCCAGAAUACAAAAGAGCAGCCCAAGUUGUCUGCACAUACCGGGUCUCUCUUAACUCGGGCCCUUCGUAAAAGUUAGGCCUUAGUGCAGCAGCGUGCAGUCUAUAGUCUAUAUUCCCCAUGUUUCUCGGCUGUCAUGCAUUUAUUCUCUGGAAAUCUCUCGAAUCCGAAUCAUUCCUAGCUUUCAAAAGAUCAAAAUUUACUUUCUUGUUAAUCAAUCAGUCUCACUCUCAUCAUUGACAAGUCUUCAUGUCGUAUUGCAAGUCUGUUGUGUUGGUCCGAUGAGAGUUAAUUUGACAUUUGCAUACUUUAUGAACGCUGCUCUUCUUCAUCCCCUAUAGAGUGGUACCUUUUCAAUUUUUUUUUUCGGAAAAAAAUGGCAACAUUUAUCUCUUGGUAAAAAUCAAUCUUAAACCAAAUUCCAUUCAUGAAAUUGUAGUCAGAAAAAUCAGUUGAGAUUGAGCAAAACAAUAGGGGCCAGAGCUUGAGACUAACCAGGAGUUUCUAAUCCAUCUUCUAAGCACAAUCCCCUUUUGCUAAAGAAAGUACCAAAGUCUCGAGCGGACAUGGCAGCCUAAGCUACAAACCAUAGACAAUCUCAGUUCUAAAGUCAAAGCAACAGACAAAAAUUCUACUUGUCAUCAAUUCCGAGGUUUCCCCAUCCCCAAUUAUUAUUUCUCUCUCUCUCUUUUGGUCUUUUGCUGUUUACUCUUAACUGUCUCAACUUUCAACUUGUUAAAAGAAAAAACAAAAACCCCAUCAACCUCUCUUUCUCUCUCUGUAGUAAUUGCUAACAUUCAGUAAAAGCUGGCGGAAUUCAAUAGUACAAGGCAAACUGUGAACUGAUCCAUCUUGUUAUUUAAAACGUUUCUCCUAUUAAAUUCAACCAUGUAUAUAUAACUCAUAAAAAAAAAAAAAACGAAAGAAAGAAAACACCCCAAACAUGUGGUAACAACAAUUCUUUCCUUUCUUUUCUAUUUCUAAAUCUCCGCACCAUCAUUUUAACAUGUAGUGUUUAUUUUCUCCGAGAUCACCGGAAGAAAGGUCAUUUGAUUCCUUCGAAGUUUUCUGCCGCUCUUCCCAUACUUGUUUUCCUUCUUGUUUUACAAGUACUCAGUUGGCAAAAAGCGAUUCACUUGCAUCUUUGUAUUAGUGACGAUGAUCUUAUUCGAUUAAACCUUCCCAUUCUCUUUGCUAUAUGAGAAGCCUUUUAAAGUUUUGGCCUUGUCAUCUGCGGGAAAGGCUUUGAUCCUAAAAGGUUGCUUUUAGAGGAAAUACAAAUUCAGCGAGUUGUUUUCUUUCAUUUAAUAGGGUUGAAGUUAUGAUGCAGUCAAGGGUGGUGGCGGUGGAGGAAGGUAAGGACCCUGCUUCUGCUAUCAGAACGAACCUUUCGAGGGCCUUGCCUUUGAGACUCCUUUUAUUUUGUUUGUCGUUUUUGGCCCUGGGCAUUGGAUUAUCCAUCAUGAGUAUGUAUUCUGUACGAUUUUUUGUAGUCCAGCAUAUAGCUAGUGUAGCACCAUCUACCAGUCAGCCUUUGUUUCAAGAGGCUAAUAGCAUAGAAAGUUGGAUUAGGCCCCCAUCAAACUUGUUGCAUACUAUGAAUGACACAGAACUAUUCUGGAGAGCUUCAUUUGUUCCUCAAAUCAAGGAAUAUCCUUUUAAGAGAGUCCCCAAGAUUGCCUUCAUGUUCUUGACCAAGGGGCCAUUGCCACUGGCUCCUCUUUGGGACAGAUUCUUCAAGGGGCACGAAGGGCGGUUCUCCAUAUAUGUCCAUGCACUGCCAUCUUAUGUUGCUGGCUAUCCACCAUCAUCCGCUUUUUACAGGAGACAAAUCCCAAGUCAGAUGGUGGAGUGGGGAAAGAUGAGUAUGUGCGAGGCUGAGAGGAGACUCAUUGCUAAUGCAUUGCUCGAUAUCUCCAAUGAAUGGUUUAUUCUCUUGUCUGAGUCAUGCAUUCCUCUGCACAAUUUCAGCAUAAUUUAUCGCUACAUAUCAAGAUCAAGACACAGCUUUAUGGGUUCAUUCGAUGAAGCUGGACCUUAUGGCAGAGGUCGAUACAAUCCACGCAUGGAACCGGAGGUCACACUCAGCCAGUGGCGGAAAGGGUCUCAAUGGUUUGAAGUUAACAGGAGGCUUGCGAUUAAUAUAAUUGAGGACACCACAUAUUAUCCCAAGUUUAAGGAGUUUUGCCGGCCAGCUUGUUAUGUGGAUGAGCAUUACUUCCCCACCAUGCUGAGCAUCCAAUUCCCUCAUCUCUUGGCGAACAGAACUCUCACAUGGACAGACUGGUCAAGGGGUGGGGCACACCCAGCCACAUUUGGGAAGGCCGACAUAACAGAAGGUUUGUUUAAUAAAAUUUUAGAAGGUCAGUUAUGCCUUUAUAAUAACCAGCCAUCUUCGGUUUGCUAUCUUUUUGCAAGGAAGUUUGCUCCAAGUGCUUUGGAUCCUUUAUUAGGAUUAGCAUCCAAAGUUUUAGGGUAUUGACUAGGGUUAGUUGCCAAGAUGAUAGUUGGAGUACUAAUCGAUGCAAAGUGAGUUUAGUUAAGGCUAACCCAUUGUUACCCCGAGUUCACAAUCCAGUCUUUCGAAACACUCUUGUCCGAAAGCGGUUCGGAUGUGUAUGUAGAAUAUUAGAUCCUGAAUUAAAGCUUUUUAUGGUGUUA